CUGCUUCCCUUCUCGUUUUUACUAGGUGAUUCAUGGCUGCCUAGCCAAAUUACCAGAAUACCCCCUCACACUGAUUUCGUCAUAAUCGGCGGCUCAGAUCUUGUUUAUGAACGUGCUUUACUAUUCUGGAAAGUAGAGAUUAAGACCUUUCCAACGCGUAUAAGCUCAUUUCUAGAAGUUACCUGAGCAGCACGCAAUGAUUCGUUGAGGUCGUCAGACUUAAUCUCUAAUUAGUUCUCUCCAGAUUUGCACGAUUUCCAUCUGUGGUAUCAGAGCCACGGUUAGAGGACGUUCUUUCCUCCAUUGGAAGAGAUCUAGGGAGGCUUGAAGUGCUCCAGAUCUAGGGUUUGACAUGGCCCAAAAGUUGGAUGGCCCUCCUAGGUUUACCGGCUCGGACUUUUCGCUAUGGAGGUUCCAGUUCACACUAUGGCUAGGUAUUAAGGACCUAGAAAGUGUGUUGGAUGGAUCGGAGAAGCGACCACGAGCUGACUCUGGGGAGGCGUCUACUGGAGCAACCAGCCAAGUGGGAUCCGGGGCUGGGGGAGCGUCGUUGAGUGGGGUGAAGGAAGGAGGAACUGCUGCAACCCAAACCGGAAGGUCGCAACCAAGUAGCGAGGAGUUGCUCAAAGCUCAAGAAGCAUGGGAUCGGAAGGAUCGCCAGGCUUUUCAGUACCUGUGUUGGGCUUUGGAGGGGCAACUUGAGCUUCUUAAGAUGCUGAUUGACCUGAAGGGGAAGGAAGGUGCAGCGGCUGCAGCUUGGAAAAGAGUACAAUAUAGGCACUUGCAGAAAGGGCUUCUAAGCGUGCUUACUUGGCGGAAGCGGUUUUACACCAUGGAGCGGAACUAUGGGGAGGGGGAGACCAUGGUUCAGUAUCUCCAGAGGGUGGAUGAGAAUGUGCGGGCUUUGGAGGAGCUGGAUUACACGGUAGAUGAGAAGGAGAUCAUCUAUACUGCGCUCCAAGGGUUGGAUCAAGCGGCUAAUGAGGCAUUACUACAGUACCUUCACCUCGAGCAACAGAAAUGGACAAAGGUGUGGAUUUGGGAGGUUAUAAUUUCAGAUGAGGCUCGCAAGGUUCAUGCUGGAAGAGGUCUAGAAGGAGGCAUGGGUGCAGCAGAUAAAGCUUCCUUCAGGAAAGGCUAUCAACAGCAAGGAGGUGGGGGGAAGAAGAAAGAGUUGGACAAAUGCCUUGUGCCCGGAUGCAACAAAAAACACUCUUGGAGGAGUUGCUGGAGUAGGCCUGAGGGAUGGAAGCCUCACGGCUACUCUGGAGAGGCCCCACCAGUGACCAAACCUGAUUGGGUGGAGAAAAGGAUGAAGAAGGGGGUCUGGAAUAAGAAGGGCAGCAAGGGAGCAACGGCCGCAGCUGCUAAGGAUGAGAAGGGGAAGGGCCAAGACGACUCCUCCGAUGAUGGUUUCUCGUUUCUCAUGCUAGGGCAGGAUGCAGCUCUCGCUGGUCGUGCAUUGGCUGAUCCCAACUUCCUGGUUCUAGACUCUGGAGCAACAUCUGGGAUGCUUCCUCGCCGUGAUCUCUUCACCUCCUACCAUCCUCUCCGACCAAAUUCGAGGAACGUGAUUGUUGGGAGCGGAGAUUUGCUGCAAGCAAUUGGCAUCGGCACGAUCACCAUUAAGGGGAAGGAGGGGGAGCUAGUGGGUGUGAAGGGGGUCCUUCACGUCCCUGGUUUGGCUGCAAACCUCCUUUCAUGCUCGCAGCUGGCUAAACAGGGAUACAUCUGCACUUUCACGGAGGGAGGGUGUACUGUUAGAAAGGGUGAAGCUGUGGUGAUGGAGGCAAAGCUGGACAAGGGUUUAUACCUUGUUUCAGCUUGUGUGCCUAAUUGUUACAAGGCACAUAUGGUUUUUUCUGAGGAAGCCGCUUGUAGCACUCGCUGGAGGCAAGUGGAAACGGUGUCACCUGAGUUGCUACACCUUCGCAUGGGGCACGCGGGGAAGCAGCAACUGCUGGAGUGUGUGAAGAAGGGGGAGCUGAAGGGGGUGGAGGUCAAGGAAGGAGCUGGGCAGCAGAGCAAAUGUCCCGACUGCACGUCUGGAAAGCUGCCAAGAACCUCAUUCCCUAUCUCCUCUGAUCAUGCCUCGACUCCCCUUGAGCUGGUGCACACGGAUGUGUGUGGACCGAUGCAAACUCCUGACCGGGAAAGGGGCAGCAGGUACUUUGUCACCUUUCUUGAUGACUUCAGUCGACUUAGCUGGGUCACCUUGGUGAAGACCAAGGAUGAGGUGGCAAAGGUGUUUAAGCGGUGGAUACGCUAUGUGGAGAGGGAAUCAGGGGCCAAGGUAAAGGUGUUAAGGUCAGAUCGGGGUGGAGAGUACCUUGGGAAAGAACUUCAAACCUUCUUGGAAGAAAAGGGUAUUACCCACCAGCUCUCUGUACCUUACACGCCGCAGCAAAAUGGGGCAGCGGAGCGGCUUAACAGGACCUUGACCGAUUUGGCUCGGGCCAUCCUUUCCCAUGCCGAGCUUGAUAACACUUGGUGGGGGGCAGCAGUGCAGUAUGCCAACUGGGUGAAGAACAGGAUGGGCAGCAAGGGGCUUGGAGGCAAGAGCCCAUACUCCUUAUGGACAGGGAAGGUGCCGAAUGUUUCCAUGGCACGAGUGUGGGGGUGCAUGGCACAGUAUAAGGUACCUGACCAGCAAAGAAGGAAGCUAGAUCCUAAGGCACAGUGGGGGAUCUUCCUUGGGGUUUCUGAGAGGAGCAAGGCUUGGGUGCUGUGGAGUGUAGCUGACCAGCGUGUGAUGGAGAGCCGUGAUGUGGUUUUCCAUGAGGGGCUGAAUUUGAAGGGGUGGAAGGAGCAUGGUACAAGCCAAAGUGGGACUUCCAUUCAAGACCCUCAUACGGCUUCUAUCUUUGAGGGGGCAUGGGAGGACCCUGGAGAUGAAGGGGAGGAGCAGCAGGAGGAGCCAGAACCAGCUGAUCCUAACCACGAGGAGUCCCGAGAGACAGAUUCUACCCCUCAGCCAGCCACGCAGGCCGAUGCGCGUGAUGAUCAGCCGGAGCAGCAUGUGCCUUCAACUCCAUCGAGAAGCAGUUGGCAGCAGUUGUUGAACCAGCAGCUGUCCAAGACUCCAAGGACUCCAAUGAAGAGGGUGACUUGGGAGGAGAAGCUGCGGAGGCUGGAAGAAGGAGAGGCAACACCUCUGCGACGCAGUGCUCGAAUUUCCCAGCCACCUGAAAGGUUUUCACCGGGGCACAUUGCACGCAUGCAUGAUCAUCUUGUGUCUGAUUUGGAUGAUUGCAUGCUUGUGGACAUGCAUGGGCAUGAGUAUGCUCUUGAUGUGUGUCUAAUGGGUCAGGUGUUUGAGUCGGCACAGCUGACAUCCAAGGUCCAUGUCACGGAAUUCGGCACAAUAGUAGACACCAACCACCCACCCUCAGUGCACCAUACCUCCAUCUUCGGCUGCACGCAGGACGAGUUUGACAACAUUCCUCCUGCGGUCCGCGGCACACACUUCGACUGCAACCCCCUCUCCCUGUGCGCCAUGGUGGUCGCCAUGUGGGCUAUUGGCGGCCGCCCCUUUGUUUACCCCCCGAGCGCUGGCUAACCCACCGGCCCCCACUACUAUACAACAGACGCACUUCACAAAUCCCGAGGGCCGCAGCGACAUCGUUGACAGCAGCGGCAUGUAUGUUAAGGUGGAGAGAACCCCCCGCCCCAUGGACGCGUCCAUCAUGCUGACCGGCCCUCUGUGGUACCAGCAGCAGAUCCGCAUCCACCCUGGACAGCCCUCUUGGAUGCUGCAGUCCGUGUGUCCGGGGGUGCGCACAAAAGAGGCGUUUGGAGCCGAGUCCGUGAGGGUCCUUGCGAGCAUGAACCACCUGCACUCGCUGGGCCGGCAGGUCUACACCGAGGCGUUCAGGGGUGGCAAAAAAGUCACCACCAUCAGAAAAAUCGAUUACUAUGAUUAUGAAUCCCAGCAGACCAUCCCAGUGUCGCCCGAGUUCGAGCUCCGCCCGAGUGAUGAGCUACGCACCACGUGUGUGUGGGACUCGACCAAGCGAGGCAACAUGAGUCCUCCUUGCUGACAUAUGAAGGGCUGCGGUGCAUUCGAUAGACUGGGUGUGCUAUGAGCUGUGAGCCGUGAGCUGUGAGCGAUGAGCUGUGCACCAUGUGUGUGUGGGACUCGACCAAACGAGGCAAUACAUGAAUUGGUGCUAUGACAUCUGUGCGUCGUUCGAGAACAACACCUUCAGCUUCGACCCCUCGAGCCCAACUCUCUCAUCGUUCUACCUGCGCGGCGCUGAGGCCACUUCCAUUAUCCCCUCGCUCAAAUCUUGCUCUAUUAACCUCGGCGCCAACCUACUCUUUGCUUUUCGGCAUGGGUGUACGAAUGAGACUGUGAAAACGCUUGAGGGUCUUCUGAUGGAGCAGGUUUCGAUUGCCAUUGCCAACAGCACCAAUGGUACCACCAGUGCUAAAUCUUCAUUGCGUGUGCAGCUGCUGCCAAUGGUGCCCUUCGCCUUUCUGCUCGUGAUCACAAUUGUCAUCUUGCCCAUGUGACCGCAUGCUGAUGAUUUUGUGCAUUUCGUUCAAGACACCAGCAGCAUGCGCACUGUAUGCGAGCCAAUGGGAUCCCUUUUAUUUAUUGUGCAUGCGUUGUAGCAUUGCACCUUGACGUAACUCUCAGAGUAGCAAAAUAACUAGAAAAGACAGUA
Molecule: messenger RNA, 4670 nt
Organism: Closterium sp. NIES-67
Lineage: Eukaryota; Viridiplantae; Streptophyta; Zygnematophyceae; Desmidiales; Closteriaceae
Source: the annotation of a GenBank genome assembly